AUGCCUAUGGCUACCUUGUUAUAUCCAAACACCAUUUGUUUAGAUUCCCCGUCAAGCAAUGAACCUCGCAAAGUUACAAUGAGCGAUGUUGAUUUAUCACCUAAGACGGCAAUUGGAUUCACGGACUCCGACGAGGACUCCGAGAGUGAAGUCAGUUCAACGAAUUCUACGCCUGUUAUGGUUUCAUUGAAUGGUAAGACCAGAUUCUUUGUCACCGACCAAGAUGUAAAUGCGUGUCUGUUUUGAUAUAAUUUUUGAGACUUGCAUGGUAAAAACAAAAUUUGCAAAUAUUCUCUGCACACUUUGACAGCGCGAUUCUUGCUAAUUUUUCUAAUUUAGUUGUAAUAGUUCAGGUCUCAAAUAUCUUCAUUAAGUUUGGCACAUUGCAGCGUCUCUAAUAUACAAUUGUAUUUGAAAUUUAGAUGAGUUAAAAAGUGUCGUAUCAAGUGAAAGAACGCCUCAAUACUGGUACCCGCGAGAGAAGAUUUGUCAGAGGAGGACAAAGAGAUCUCUGCAGUUUUCGGAAACUAAGAGUUCAG
This is a messenger RNA of Paramuricea clavata, 539 nucleotides long. The record is from the annotation of a GenBank genome assembly. NCBI's taxonomy places the organism in Eukaryota, Metazoa, Cnidaria, Anthozoa, Malacalcyonacea, Plexauridae.